Molecule: messenger RNA, 6262 nt
Organism: Cydia fagiglandana
Lineage: Eukaryota; Metazoa; Arthropoda; Insecta; Lepidoptera; Tortricidae
Gene: PIG-G
Product: GPI ethanolamine phosphate transferase 2
Exons: 13
Coding region: 328-3435 (1035 amino acids)
Biological process (GO): GPI anchor biosynthetic process
Cellular component (GO): endoplasmic reticulum membrane
Source: RefSeq, a predicted model, not a curated record
AAAUAAGAAAAUGUUUAUCAAUUAUUAUUACCCUAAAACAGCCGCAAAACGUUUUAUUACUUUCAUUGGACAUUCAUAUCGAUCGUGUAGUUAUCGGUUCUUGUAAACCACGUGUCAUCAACUAAUCAAAAGACAACAUACUUUUAUCAUUAGGUUAUAAACGGAUUACACAAAUCGGUUAUUCAGCUCGGCACGACUCAAUGAGCAGCUGUAUCGAAAGUGUAGUAAAUGCUUGAUUGAGUUACGGAAGGUCUACUGAUGAUUGAUACUGUUUCGGGAAGUAGUUAGUGCUGUGCUUGUGACCGGUAGUCACGGAGAUCGGUCAUCAUGUUAUCGUGGGUACAACACCGAUGGACCGGCCUGUGCCUGCUAGUGAUGGGCCUAGGGGCCCUAAUGUUGUUUAUGUUCGGUUUCUUCCCGCUGAAGUAUCAUUCGGGAAAUUUGGCGCAUAUGAAUAAUUUGCCGAAUUUUAUUGGUGGAGUCAGUAUUGACGGGCAAGAAGUAUACAACUCGGGAGAGAACACAGUGGUUCUCAUGGUCAUAGACGGGCUCCGCUACGACUUUGUCACAGAAGAGUACAUGCCGUACACCGGACAGCUUCUGAAGAACAAAUCUGCUUGUAUAUAUGUAUCCGUAGCAGAACCACCUACAGUCACAAUGCCCAGGAUUAAGUCUCCAGAACUUAAGAAGGAAAGGGCACAGUGGAGGCGCACAAUAAACUUCUGGCGGGACAUAUUCGCCAUGAUGACAGGCAGCGUAUCGACCUUCGCCGACGUGGCGUUGAACUUCGGCGCGCCGGCCGUCCGCGGCGACAGCGUGUUGCGCGUGGCGGCCGAGAGAGGGCGCCGCUCCGUUAUGUACGGAGAUGACACCUGGCUCAGACUGUUCCCUGGACUUUGGGCUGAGUCUGAUGGGACCACGUCUUUCUACGUCACGGAUUAUACUGAGGUAGACAACAAUGUCACCCGGCACUUGGACAAAGUGCUGACACCCGACGACAAGAAGAAGCCAACGUUCGACUUCCUAGUGCUCCACUACUUAGGUCUAGACCAUAUUGGACACCUAGAGGGCGCUAGGAGCCCUAAGAUAAAGCCGAAGCUGCAGGAAAUGGACGAUGUUGUUAAGAAGAUCUUUGAGGCUAUGCAGAAAUGGGACCGGCCGGGCACCCUAUUUGUGUGUGGCGACCACGGCAUGCGCGACGCGGGCGGACACGGCGGCUCCACGCCCGCCGAGGUGCUGGUGCCUCUGGUCGCGGCUCGCACCGACCCCUACCAGUGCCCGCACCCUGACAGCCAUGGUCCGACAGUGGCCCAAGUGGACCUAGCACCGACUAUAGCGUGGUUGCUGAACGCGCCGCCUCCAGGCGACAGCACGGGCCGGAUCCUACCCGGGCUGCUGCCGGCCGGCAUCCUGCAGCGCCUCUACCUGCUGCACAUCACCGCGCGGCACAACGCCGAUCAGUGCGCCGGCAAGGCUGCUACUGAGACAGAAUUCUACAAACAAUUCGAACGUGCCGAGAAACAGUUCGCGCACUACCUCGCCACAGGGGAGAAAAGCGCUGCCAAGAUCGCCAAGGAAUUCUACGAGGACUCUUUGGAAAAGAUGGCCGAGUACCUUACAGAGGCCACUGUUGGGUUCGACUUGUUCGCAAUAGGAGUGGGCAUCGUUCUACUUUAUUGUAUCGCAGUAUCCCUCGUCUGCAUAACCCUCUACUCCCUCCAACCAGAAACCUCCCGCAAGCACAGCGCCCAUCGCCUCCACGCCACCUCCACAUGGGGCUCAAUAAUCGCCUUCAUCAGCGUCCUAGCAAUCACCAACAGCAUCCUAGUUCUCUCCUGUUAUAUCACUGAAACUAAAACACAACUUUGUUCCAUGCGAGGCAUCUGGCUCGCGAUUUUUCUGCUAGUCUCUUGUGUUUUAUCCAUGUCGUAUUGGAUCAUCAAAACGAGCGUAGAGAAGAUUAAAGACUUGUCUUUGUUGAGAGACUUGAACGCCAUAGAUUAUCUACUAAUUAUAGGUACCCUGUUCCAUUCUUGGUCCUUCUUUGGUACCAGUUUUAUAGAGGAAGAGCAUAUGACGUGGUAUUUCUUCUGGAACACAUUAAUGUUCUUCAUAUUAGUGCGGACGGUGGCGGUGGUUGUUAUAUACUUGUCGAGAAAACUGAGCGGCGCUACGGAGGUGCAGGAAAAACCUGAACUGGAGCAAAGGAUGAGUGCGGUCGGAAUUGGGAUCGUGCCGAAAUGGGUGCUGCUUAUUGCUUUACACAGGUAUUUAAGGACAAUGAACCAGACAGGAGACCGCUGGCUGUUCCUUCCGGAUACAGCGGACUGGUUGAAGGCGCCCGAAAACGCCUUCUAUCUCCAAGCACAUCUAGUCAUUGGAACCGUAGCAACUUUAGGAAUAUGCCUCUACAACCUCCGGCACACCAACAACCUCGGCCACCUCCACACAAUCUUCACAACAGCCGCCGCCCUAUGCAUAUUCUGCUACCGCAUAGCCACCGACUCUCUUGACACGCCCUUCGAAGACAUUAAAUCCUGGGACACGGUCCAUAUAGUCAAUGUCUUCUGGUUUAUAUUAAUCGCCCAAUUCGUAUUCGAAUUUCUAACCUACGUCGGUGUAUUCAAAAAUUGCGGCGUCAACCCAGCCACCCGUAACACUGUAAGCAGCAACCGAUUCGACUACAAUAAAUCUAAAGCGAAAACCGAGGACUAUUUCUACGAACCCAUGAUAGAAGAACCUUGGAACUUAGAAGAAGUGAAGCUGAAUCUGGCUCGUUCGAUGUCGCACCUUAUGCUGAACGACUUAAUGUUGAUAAUCGCUCUGCUGAUGCGGCCGCAUAAUGUGAUAAUGGUGCCGAGUGUGUACGUAACUUGUGUGUUGACGUCGAAGUGUAUGGACCAUAAGUUGCUGGAUUCGAGAUCGGGGAGGAAUACGGAGGUGGUGGAUAUUUUGAGCCGGACGCUGGUGCACGUUUGGAUUGGGUGUCUUUUCUUCUUUUACCAGGGCAACUCCAACAGCCUAGCGUCAGUAGACCUAGGGUCCGGCUACGUGGGGCUGCGCUCGUACUGCGCGGUGCGCGUGGCGCUGCGCAUGGGCAUCCACGCCUACGCCGGGCCCGCGCUCGCCGGCGCCGCGCUCUACUGCCGGCUGGCGGCCGAGGCCAGCAGCUGGAGGCAAUACCUCCAAACAGUAUGGCGAGCGACCAACAUAUUCGCCCUCCAACGAGUAUACUCCGUAGCCGUAUACUGCGUAGUAGCCACCGUGUUCCGACACCAUCUAUUCGUCUGGACGGUCUUCUCGCCAAAGCUGCUUUACGACUUCGUGGCCAUGACCUUCACUAUACAAGCUUUAGUUACCAUAGCCGAGAUAAUAGGUCUAACGCACUUGACUAGUUGGAUAGCGCAAGCGUUUGUGAGUAAGUCGAGACUGUGAUAUAUUAGAAUAGUUAGCGUUUUCUUAUUCCAGUAUUUAUGUAGAGUGUUUUUUUAUUUGGCAACCGGUUUCCCAGUACUGAAACUGAAAAAGAUGUACAGAUAUCGACCGUAAUGCCUUAAUAUUACGGUUGAAACGUGUCCAUGCACUUUUGAACGCCAGUUUACCUAAUAUACUAAAGAAAAUGUGACCAAGUCAGGUGGCCAAUGGAUUGCCAGUUGCUUCAGUGUUACGUUGUAGGUAGAUAUUUCUCUUUCAUAGGAGCCAUUGUGAGUCUGACUAUGAAUUUAUUUUGCGUUCUUGUAAAAUUUUACUUAGCCCGUUUCCAGGCAUAGUACGAUUUAUUGACCACAUACGCGCCAAUAGAAUUUUCAACUUUACCAUUCAGAAUAUUCAGAUUAAAGUUUCAAAUUCGAUUGCAAUUUCGGGAAAUGUGACUUGGCUUCAAAUAAAUCGUCAAAGCUGGAUUCAUUGGAAUCAUAGACUAGGAAUCCUCUAGACCGAGUUUAGAGCAAUUAUUUCAUGCAACCGAUGAUGCCAAAAAUGCGGGGGUGCGCGGAACGAGGUGAGCGAAGUCCCGUGCCGUGAUUGGUCCGUUAAAAGACACGGACGUCACACAAAGACACUUUCGACUCGAACAUGGAGUAAAAUUACCGUAUGCGUGGCAGAGAUGUCUUGUCUGUGAUUGGAAUAAAUAUAUUUAGAUUUUUUGGGAAAACCUUGUAGAUUGUUGCGGCCUGGAAAUGGGUUAAAACCAAAUUUUAAUUUACAAAUUUGUAUUGUAUGGCGGUAUAGAUUUAAUUAGAACUAGUCGUGCUAGAAUGUUACAAUACUGUAUUGACAAUAUUAACAUAAAACGGGCUGAACUAUAAUGACUUACGGUCGCGGUUGACAUAAUUAUCUACCGCGUCUAGAAAAACGUGUCCUAGAUAUAUAUAAAUGUAUUAUUUGACCAUAUUCAAUGACGUUUCGGAAUUAUGACGUUAAUUUAUAAAAAAAAAGUUUAACAUUGUAUGAAAUGACUUCUUAGAAUAUUGAAUUAAAUCAAAAGGGGACGAAGUUGCGUAGCACUCCAAUAAGCAAUGUAAAUUUGUCGUUGACUAUACCUGACGUACACAUAUAUUAUUAUUUAAUAUCUGGAAGACCGAGCUUUGCUCGGAAAACAUAUAAAAACUCAAAAAUGCGCGUUUACCCAGAGAUAAGACCUAGCUAGAUCGACUUUCCGCCCCCGAAAACCCCCAUAUAGCAAAUUUCAUCGAAAUCGUUAGAGCCGUUUCCGAGAUCGCCGAAAUAUAUAUACAUUUUUUUUUAAUAGCCUAUAUUGUGUCCCACUGCUGGGCAAAGGCCUAUAAAUAAAUAAAUAAGUAAACAAGGAUUGCUCGUUUAAACUUUAAAGGUAUUAGAUAGAUAGAUUAUAUAUGACAUGACCUACCGACACUAUGUCAGGGCCAAAUUGAAUCACGUCAUGCCUUAGUUGACAUAAAUGGUUCAAUAACAAUUGAAAAAGUCCCAAAGCAUUCCGAUGUAACAUCAGUGUGUAUCUUUUUUUUUUAAGUCACGAAAGUUUAUUUUUUAUUUCUAGUCACGAUACUUCAAUGAGUUGAUGUUAUGUUAUGAUAUGUAACAAAUGUGAAAAAAACUAGCUAGAGUCGCUACUCUUACAAAAACAAAAAAAUAUAUACGAAAUAUUUAUUUAGAAAUAUAUUUCAAAAUCGUACGUUAGAUGUUAGAAUGACGUUAGUGUCAAGGUUGAAUUCCAAGGUGGCGUCUCUUACUUCAAGAAAAACUUAAUUAAGAAUUUAAUUACUUUCUAACAUCUUACGUACUCUAACACGUAUGUAAAUAAAAGAAAAAGUGUCUUCAACAACGUUUAUUAGUGUUUAAUCGAACAAUGUUUUUAUUUAUUUUUUUAAACGUGGGGCGUUAUAGACCCUUACACCAAACCAUUGUCCUAAGUUAAAAUAAAUCUAAUUUACUACGUCACAUGUUGCUAUAAUGAUAUUCUGAUAUGAUAUCAGAGUAUUUAUAGUCAAUGUGAUGUAAAAGGGCGAGGUACUUCCCAUUUGUUCUAUAGAAUUGAAAUUCUUACACCUUCAGUGCAUUAACAUAAGCUUAAUUUAGUAGCAAAAGUUGAAUUGAAAGAAAUGCCGGUGGACAAAGAUUCCUUCAAGUUAAAUGCAUUUUUGGUUUACGUACAGUCAGCAGCAGAAGUUGCUAAACGGGUGAGGUAUUCAAAAUGACCUUGACACGCUCUUAUUCUCUUAACAAUAAAGUCGCGUCAAGAUCAUUUUGAACACCUGACCCGCUUAGGAACAUCUGCUGUUGCUUGUACGCUGGACGUUGCCGACUAACUGAGUACAUAUUUAUUCAAAUAUUUUUAGGCAUGAGAAGUGUACAUUCUAUAAAACAAGUGGGAAGUAAAUAUUCUCGAAGUUGGAGACAUUUGAAUAUGAAGGCUUAUUGAUACUACUAGAUAUAAUUAUAAAUAUUAAUUUGCCUUUUCAUUCAGUAAGCAUUUCAGUGUCCACAAUUCGAGAAUUCCACUUUAAUUAAAUAAUCGUCAUGUUCACAGUGAAAUCACAUUUAUAUUGCGUGUUUAGACCAAUUAUUUAAGUUCUACUUUGUAUCAAUACGAUUGAAGUAUUAAUAUCGAUAAUUGUCUACUUUGCGUAUAUACCCAUGAUUUUACGUCUAUAAAAAUAAUGAUCGCCCUCCAUUUUCUUUAUUUCAAUUUUAUAACCAAUUUAAGCAUCUAUAAUAUAAUGUUAAUAGAACAAAAAUGCAGAAAUUAAAGCACCAAUGAUUUGAAAGUAAAUAAUUAAUAAAA